Messenger RNA from Plectropomus leopardus (leopard coralgrouper), 492 nucleotides. RefSeq names its product olfactory marker protein b (gene ompb). Gene Ontology annotation, biological process: sensory perception of smell; signal transduction. The record is from RefSeq and is a predicted model, not a curated record. NCBI's taxonomy places the organism in Eukaryota, Metazoa, Chordata, Actinopteri, Perciformes, Serranidae.
CGUCUAAGUAUGUCUGUGGAGUUGGAGCUGCCCUUCCGACCGGACACUCAGCUGACGGAGGUGAUGCGCCUGCGGGUUCAGUCUCUGCAGCAACGAGGCCAGAAGAGGCAGGAUGGAGAGCGCCUGCUCCUGCCCAAUGAAGCUGUGUACCGGCUGGACUUCUCCAAACAGUCCCUCCGAUUUUUGCGGUGGACUGUGCAGCUGGCUCAGGCGGGACGCCUCACCAUCACGGCCACCUCGCAGCUCUGGACGCCUGACCUCACCAACCUGAUGACACGUCAGCUGCUGGAGCCUGCUGGGGUUUUCUGGAGGGCAGCAGACGAUGCCAGUAACACACCCGUCCAGUGCUAUGAGGCAGAUGCACACGAGUUUGGCGAGAGGAUCGCUGAGUUGGCAACAGUAAGGAAGGUGAUGUACUUCCUGUUUGCAUUUGCAGAAGGCUGCAGCCCUGAGACCGUUGACUGCUCUAUUGCCUUCACAGCGGAUAGUUGA